This is a messenger RNA of Rana temporaria (common frog), 2048 nucleotides long. It is a transcript of the gene GID4, whose product is annotated as GID complex subunit 4 homolog. Lineage: Eukaryota; Metazoa; Chordata; Amphibia; Anura; Ranidae. The transcript has 6 exons. Gene Ontology annotation, cellular component: extrinsic component of membrane; GID complex. The coding region runs from base 2 to 724 and encodes 240 amino acids. The record is from RefSeq and is a predicted model, not a curated record. Gene Ontology annotation, biological process: negative regulation of gluconeogenesis; protein catabolic process in the vacuole; proteasome-mediated ubiquitin-dependent protein catabolic process.
AAUGGGCGGGCUGUGGCUUAGCCAAUCGUCACGCUCGGUGCAGGAAAGGCCCAGGCGCCCCGGCUGGAGAAGCGGCAGCCCGGGGGCCAUGCCGGUCCGCACCUUGGCCAGCAGCUCUGGCUCCUCUUCCCUUAUCCCUCCUCCGCCUAUCAAUACGCAGCAGCCCGGGGUGGCCACCAGCCUGCUGUACAGCGGCUCCAAGUUCCGGGGACACCAGAAGAGCAAAGGGAACUCGUAUGAUGUGGAGGUGGUGCUACAGCAUGUGGACAUGGAGAAUGCCUAUCUGUGUGGAUACUUGAAGAUAAAAGGCCUUACUGAGGAAUACCCGACCCUCACUACCUUCUUUGAAGGAGAAAUAAUUAGUAGAAAACACCCGUUUUUAACGAGGAAGUGGGACGCAGACGAAGAUGUGGAUCGGAAGCACUGGGGCAAGUUCCAAGCCUUCUACCAGUAUGCGAAAACCUUCAAUUCAGAUGACUUUGGGUUUGAUGAGUUGAAAGCUGGAGACUAUGUCUUCAUGAGAUGGAAGGAGCAGUUCUUAGUCCCCGAUCACACAAUCAAAGACAUCAGUGGCGCUUCCUUUGCUGGCUUCUAUUACAUAUGCUUUCAGAAGUCUGCUGCAACAAUAGAAGGCUAUUACUACCAUCGGAGCUCCGAGUGGUACCAGUCUCUAAAUCUGACACAUGUCCCCGAACACAGCGCGCCUAUCUAUGAAUUCCGGUGACAAGAUGUGGAACACCAAACAAAAAAAUCCCACAACGGAGAUCGAGCGGAGCUGUCCGCUUCCAAACCUGCUGCUCGCCACUUCUGUCCAAGCUAGAGACUCUGAGAAGAAUGUAUGAGUGUUAUAAGCAAUGACGCAUGAACUGGUCUACUGGCGUCCACUUCCUAUACCUGCCGCAGUUUUUAUUUUAAUCCGCCGGAUUUUCUUGUUUUAUGUGUUUUUUUUUUUUUUUUUCCUUCCUCCUCCUCCUCCCCACUCCCACCCCUGUGCUUGAUAUGAUGCUCCUCUGUUAGUCCUAAGCUCAAACCAACAAAGGGACAUUUUUCCUGCCGAUGGAGCGUGCACCACAGCAAAUUGGGAAGUUGUCGUUUGCUCGUCCAUCUCGUUAUUUAAAAAAAAAAAAUAUAUAUAACGGAUUGAGUGACAAAGACCGGUUUUGCUUAUUCUAUUGACUUCCAAUUGAGCAUGUUCCGUGUCAACUUCAACAGUCGCAAGACGGGCCAAACACUCCAUUUGUUGUAGAGGAAUUGCCCUGGACCCCCCCCCCCACCUUUUCCUACUCCAAAUGCGUUCCUUUGCCCCAAAAUUCUUACAAGAGUGAUAUUUUUGAUUCCUUUUACCAACGAAAGAAGAAUCUACUCUAGACUGCAAUACAUUUUACCCGUUUUCACAUUGAAAAUGGCAAAUGUCAGAUUUUUUUAUAUCUAUAAAUAUAUAUUAUAAAUGCACAUAUAUUUAAUCAAAAAUCUAAAUCUAUGGAUACCUCCAGAGAAAGAAACUAGGUGAAGGCUUGAUGACUUGUGGCACGGAAGUCUGGUCGACUAAGGUUAUACCUGCUGGGUGACGAUCCAUGCUCCCCGCCUCCCCAAGGUAUUCCAGUUUCUGCUGUGCAAAUACCCUACUGAAGAAGGGGGGUUGAAUGAACCAGGACUGAAAAAAAAAAAGUGCCAUCUUGUGGCUAUUUGUAUUUUGCAGUAUCAUUUUGAGAAUUCCGGAAAGACUACAAUGCAAGUGACUUUUCGCGAGGAGCUACACCGGGACUGCUGCCGUUUCAGCAAUCAGUCUCGCAGAAUAAAAGCAUGGGAUGGCUUCUUCCGCUGUUUUUUUUAUUUUUUAAUCAUGCUUAGGACUUUCGCUCAUCUCACAGCCCUGACCAGCAUACACCGAUUUAAUGCUUUUAUUUAUGUUUUCUAUAUUACAUCCGCCAAAAUUUCUGUGUUGGGGAUUAGUGUCAUAAGAGAUUUUCUCGCCGCUACCGGUUUGGUUUGCAUUUCAUCGCUAGCUUAUUGCGUGUAGAUCUUUUUUUUAUUGACAAAAAAAAAAA